AUGCCCUCGAGUGCCACCUUGCCACUCCGUGGAGUCAAUCUCGGCUCUCAAUUCGUCGUCGAGCCCUGGAUGGCCAGUGAUGAGUGGAACAGCAUGGGUUGCGGCGGUACAGCAUCCGAGUUCGAUUGCGUCAGUAAGCUUGGUCAGACUCAAGCCAACAAGGUUUGGGCAAUGCAUUGGAACACCUGGACCACCCAGGAGGAUAUCUCUAAGAUGCGGUCGUACGGCCUGAAUGCUAUUCGGAUUCCUGUUGGAUACUGGAUCCGUGAAGAUCUGGUGUAUUCUGACAGCGAACAUUUUCCGCAAGGGGGACUCCACUAUCUGGAGCAGAUCUGUGGAUGGGCGAGCGACGCAGGACUUUAUAUCAUUAUUGAUUUGCAUGGUGCGCCGGGAGCCCAGGUUGCUCGGAAUGCAGAUACCGGACAGGAUGCUUCGACGCCAGGCUUCUACGUUGACUACCAGUACGAGCGCGCGUACAAGUUCCUCGAAUGGAUGGCAAACAUCAUCCACACGGACAAGAGUUACAGGAAUGUCGGCAUGCUGGAAAUCCUCAGCCAGCCCGUCCAAGGCAGCAACAGCGAAACGGAUUCCAUGAGGCAAACGUUCUACCCCACCGCAUGGGCGCGCAUCCGAGCCGCAGAAGCUGCCCUCAAAAUCAGCCCGAACAACCUUCUGCAUAUCCAGAUGAUGAACGCAAAAUGGGGCUCCGGCGACCCGCACCAACACCUCACCGACGACACCUUCGCCGCCUACGACGACCACCGCUACCUCAAAUAUUCCGACGACAACGGCAUCAACGACCCCGGCACCGGCCGAACCCCUGCCGCCUACCUCAAGGAAUCCUGCCACGACGACCGCGGCGGCAACUGGCCCACCGUGGUCGGCGAGUUCAGCCUCAGCGUCGCCGACGACCUCGAGUGGAACAGUUCCGAGUUCGCCCCGCCGGAUAGCCACGUCGGCUGGUAUGCCAAGUGGUUCGCGGCGCAGAUCCAGGCGUACGAGAAGCAGGACGGCUGGAUCUUCUGGAGCUGGAAGGCGGAUUAUAUCGCGGGGAGGAAUGAUUGGAGGUGGUCGUAUCAAGCGGCCGUGACGGCGGGUGCGAUCCCGCAGAACCUGAAAGAUGCCGUCAAUUCGAAUCCUUGCGCUGGCAUCUAG
Messenger RNA from Letharia lupina, 1155 nucleotides. RefSeq lists its product as uncharacterized. Gene Ontology annotation, cellular component: cell surface; extracellular region. Gene Ontology annotation, molecular function: beta-glucosidase activity. Lineage: Eukaryota; Fungi; Ascomycota; Lecanoromycetes; Lecanorales; Parmeliaceae. The transcript has 4 exons. Bases 1 to 1155 code for a protein of 384 amino acids. Gene Ontology annotation, biological process: glucan catabolic process. The record is from RefSeq and is a predicted model, not a curated record.